AUGGAGAACCCACUUCUUUUAUUCCCCCAACUAAACAUUUCUGCUUCAAAGGAGAAAUCCUAUUACAAAGUCAUGAAAUCAGCAAUUAAAGAAGAGCCACAUAAAGCAAGCAAGCCUGGAGCAAAGCAGAAGAGAAACAGGCUGAGCCUUCUGCUGCAGAAAUCUGAAUUUCAUGAAGGUGACCAUCUUGCUAAACCUGGAAACUUGACAAAGAUAGCAAGUGUGUCUCCUGAAGAGGCAGUGAAAUGGGGAGAAUCUUUUGACAAACUGCUUUCUGAGAAAGCUGGAUUGGAUGCCUUUAUGAAGUUUCUGAAAACUGAGUUCAGUGAAGAGAACAUUGAGUUCUGGAUAGCAUGCGAGGAUUACAAGAAAAGCAAAACUACACAUGAAAUUUUGCAAAAAGCUAAGACCAUUUAUGAAACAUUCAUACAGAAGGAUGCUCCGAAAGAG
This is a messenger RNA of Mesitornis unicolor (brown roatelo), 450 nucleotides long. It is a transcript of the gene RGS18, whose product is annotated as regulator of G-protein signaling 18. The record is from RefSeq and is a predicted model, not a curated record. NCBI's taxonomy places the organism in Eukaryota, Metazoa, Chordata, Aves, Mesitornithiformes, Mesitornithidae. The annotation marks the transcript as partial. The transcript is spliced from 4 exons.